This is a messenger RNA of Phaeodactylum tricornutum CCAP 1055/1, 1052 nucleotides long. It is a transcript of the gene Lhcr5, whose product is annotated as protein fucoxanthin chlorophyll a/c protein. Gene Ontology annotation, cellular component: membrane. Gene Ontology annotation, biological process: photosynthesis, light harvesting in photosystem I; response to light stimulus. The record is from RefSeq and is a predicted model, not a curated record. The transcript has a single exon. The annotation marks the transcript as partial. Lineage: Eukaryota; Bacillariophyta; Bacillariophyceae; Surirellales; Neidiaceae.
UGAGUUUGUUCCGAUUCGGCUGGAAACGAUUCGUUAAUGUAAGUGAAUGAAACGGACGAUGACACGUUGACGGUCCAGUACCGAUCGAGUUCGAUCAGAAAAAGCCAGCUUUUUCAGAACGGCGACGGAGAUCCCUGAAAAUCCAAGACCGUCUAGACAGGUCCAUCGCAUGGCACCGGUCCAGACGGAUCCAUCGCAUGGUACUGCUCUAGAUGGAUCUUAUUUUGAUAGAUUACUAUUUUGGUCAUAACUUACAGGACAUCGCAUAACGUAACCCAAAACAACACAAAAACAACUUCACAGUUAGAUACAAUGAAGUACAGGACAUCCAUUCUUUUCUCGGCGUUGGCUACUUCCGCAACAGCUUUUGCACCAACGCAAAGCAUUACCAGAACGCUCACUCAAACGAAUAUGGCCGAUUUCAACAAGGACGAUUUCUUGUCGUUCAAGGAAAAAGACAAAUCCGGAAACCUCCCAAACGAUCGAUCUGAAGCCAUACCCUUCCAAAAGCGCCCCCAUGCUUUGGACGGAACGUUCGCAGGCGAUGUUGGAUUUGAUCCCAUUGGUUUUGCGUCGAGCAAGGAAGAUCUCUGGAAGUACCGAGAAGCCGAAGUUAAGCAUGGACGUCUCGCCAUGCUAGCUUCUGCGGGAUGGAUCUUUGCUGAGCGCUUUGAUCGCCCUUUGGCGCAACUAUUUUCAAUGGAACCUGUCUUGGACGCCUCAAACCGCAACCCAGCCCUCCUGAACGGCGGUCUUGGUAAGGUCAGCCCUGUUUACUGGGUUUCGUGCUUGGUUGCCGCCGCGGCCAUUGACCUGAACGGGAUCGAAAAAUCACGGAACGAUCCAAACUACUUUCCUGGGAAUUUGGGAUGGGAUCCACUUGGGCUGUAUCCUUCCGAUCCUUCGGGACAGCGCCGCAUGCUGCUUGCCGAAAUCAAGCAUGGCCGUCUUGCCAUGAUUGCCAUUACAGCAUUUGCCUUUCAAGAGUUUGUUCAGCAGUAUGCUGUGAUAAACCAGACUCCAAUCUUCUUCCAACCAGCGCAGGAUGUUGU